This is a messenger RNA of Thlaspi arvense, 1122 nucleotides long. The record is from the annotation of a GenBank genome assembly. Lineage: Eukaryota; Viridiplantae; Streptophyta; Magnoliopsida; Brassicales; Brassicaceae.
AUGGGUUGCUGUGCCAUUGCUCCUGAGAGGAUCAGGUUUGGUAAGGGUGCGUUUCACUACAAAAGCAGCAAUGUAGUGACAGGUAAAAGAGUGGUCUCCAUAAGAUCCGAAGCCACAACAGACACUCCAGUGAAGAAAGCAGAGAAAGUGUCUAAGAAGAACGAGGAAGGUGUGAUUACUAACAGGUACAGACCAAAGGAGCCUUACACCGGAAAAGUCCUUCUCAACACCAAAAUCACAGCAGAUGAUGCUCCUGGAGAGACCUGGCACAUGCUUUUCAGCCACCAAGGAGAAAUCCCGUACAGAGAAGGGCAAUCUGUUGGUGUGAUUGCAGAUGGAACUGACAAAAAUGGGAAGCCUCACAAGGUCAGGCUUUACUCCAUUGCAAGCAGCGCUCUUGGAGAUCUCGGCAACUCCGAAACCGUCUCUUUGUGCGUGAAAAGGCUUGUCUAUACUAAUGACGCAGGAGAAGUUGUCAAAGGAGUUUGCUCAAAUUUCUUGUGUGACUUGAAACCUGGAAGUGAAGUUAAACUCACUGGUCCUGUAGGAAAAGAAAUGCUUAUGCCAAAGGACCCAAACGCCACAGUUAUUAUGCUUGCCACAGGGACAGGAAUCGCUCCUUUCCGGUCUUUCUUGUGGAAGAUGUUCUUCGAGAAGCACGAUGACUACAAGUUUAAUGGCUUAGCUUGGCUGUUCUUGGGAGUGCCAACCACUAGUUCAUUGCUCUACCAAGAGGCACACACACUCAAAAAAUUUCUUCUGAUUUCUUCUAGUUUCUCAAACCCAUCUAUUUCAAAAGAAAUCAAUCCUCUUUUUGUUGAGUUUGAUAGGAUGAAAGUGAAAGCUCCAGAGAAUUUCAGGGUUGAUUAUGCGAUAAGCAGAGAGCAAGCUAACGAGAAAGGAGAGAAAAUGUAUAUCCAGACCAGAAUGGCGCAAUACGCACCUGAGUUAUGGGAGUUGCUGAAGAAAGACAACACUUUUGUCUACAUGUGUGGGCUUAAGGGCAUGGAGAAAGGAAUCGAUGACAUUAUGGUCUCAUUGGCUGCUAAAGACGGUAUUGACUGGUUUGACUAUAAGAAGCAGUUGAAGAAGGCAGAGCAAUGGAACGUUGAAGUCUACUGA